Clunio marinus is the source of this 312-nucleotide messenger RNA. The record is from the annotation of a GenBank genome assembly. NCBI's taxonomy places the organism in Eukaryota, Metazoa, Arthropoda, Insecta, Diptera, Chironomidae.
AUGUUGGGAAAAGUAUUUAAAAUAAGAACGAAAAGAAGAUAUAAAAGUUGCAUGCUAAGAAUAAGGAGAAUUCAUAUAUUUGUAGACGAAAUUAAAACAUAUAGAUUAUCGAAAUUAUUCGCAACAUUUCCUCAAUAUCAUUCGGAUAAUUUAGCAACUAAAUUAAUAUUAUGGAGGGAAAGAGAAAGUUGUGGGACAAAAGGAAGUAGUUCACUGAUAAAACAUGAAAAUAGCAAAGGACAAAGUUUAGAAUGUGACGGAAGAUUAAACCAUAUGGCUUUCACAGUCAGAAUAACACUGAAGAUAGAUUAA